This is a messenger RNA of Cebus imitator (Panamanian white-faced capuchin), 1827 nucleotides long. RefSeq names its product interleukin 13 receptor subunit alpha 2 (gene IL13RA2). Gene Ontology annotation, biological process: cytokine-mediated signaling pathway. The transcript is spliced from 11 exons. Gene Ontology annotation, cellular component: membrane; external side of plasma membrane. The record is from RefSeq and is a predicted model, not a curated record. The coding region runs from base 437 to 1453 and encodes 338 amino acids. NCBI's taxonomy places the organism in Eukaryota, Metazoa, Chordata, Mammalia, Primates, Cebidae. Gene Ontology annotation, molecular function: cytokine receptor activity; protein binding.
UUUAUAGUCCAAGUGGUGUCAGCAUUCUCUUUGUUCUUGUUGCAGUCAAUUCUACUUAAAAAGAACUCAUGUAGUGAUAAGAAAUGAAAAUGGAAAGUGCAAAAGAAAACCAAUGGUGCAGCUACCCUCUUCUGUUUGAGAACUUAUUUUCUGAGAAUCUGAAGACUUACAGUUGCAGGAGUGUGCAAGUCUAAUACUUCAUUUCUAUUUUGUUAUGGAAAGAUUUGUAGAGAUAAUUCACGAGAAGUGGCUGAAUCUCACAUACAUUUGGAAAGGUCCUGCUCCUCCUUGUGAAAAACUCAGGUGUUCCGGGUAACCACAUAGUGUAUAAAGCCCCUCAUUGUGCUAGUGACAAUUCUGUAACCCAGAAGCCAAGGAAAGAGUUGUCUUUGUGUUCAUUUCGAGAGACAACGUCAAGAUAUUAAAUCUUAGAGAAAUGGCUUUCGUUUGCUUGGCUAUCGGAUGCUUAUAUAGCUUUCUGAUAAGCACAACAUUUGGCUAUACUUUAUCUUCAGACACCAAGACAGACGUUUACCCUCCUCAGAAUUUUGAGAUAGUGGAUCCUGGAUAUUUAGGUUAUCUCUAUUUGCAAUGGCAACCCCCACUGUCUCUGGAUAAUUUUAAGGAAUGUACAGUGGAAUAUGAAUUAAAAUACCGAAACAUCGGUAGUGAAACAUGGACAACCAUCAUUACUAAGAAUUUACAUUACAAAGAUGGGUUUGAUCUUAACAAGGGCAUUGAAGCAAAGAUACGCACACUUUUACCAUGGCAAUGCACAAAUGGAUCAGAAGUUCAAAGUUCCUGGGCAGAAACUACUUAUUGGAUAUCGUCACAAGGAAUUCCGGAAACUAAAGUUCAGGAUAUGGAUUGUGUGUAUUACAAUUGGCAAUAUUUACUCUGUUCUUGGAAACCUGGCAUAGGUGUACUUCUUGAUACCAAUUACAACUUGUUUUACUGGUAUGAGGGUUUAGAUCGUGCAUUACAGUGUGUUGAUUACAUCAAGGCUGAUGGACAAAAUAUUGGAUGCAGAUUUCCCUAUUUGGAGUCAUCAGACUAUAAAGAUUUCUAUAUUUGUGUUAAUGGAUCAUCAGAAGACGAGCCUAUCAGAUCCAGUUAUUUCAUUUUUCAGCUUCAAAAUAUAGUUAAACCUCUGCCACCAGGCUAUCUUACUGUUACUCGGGAGAAUUUAUAUGAAGUUCAGCUGAAAUGGAGCAUACCUUUUGGACCUAUUCCGGCAAGGUGUUUCAUUUAUGAAAUUGAGAUCAUAGAAGAUGAUACUACCUUGGUGACUAUUACAGUUGAAAAUGAAACGUACACCUUGAAAACAACAAAUGAAACUCGACAAUUAUGCUUUUUAGUAAGAAGCAAAGUGAAUAUAUAUUGCUCAGAUGAUGGCAUUUGGAGUGAGUGGAGUGAUAAGCAAUGCUGGGAAGAAUUUUUCCAUGAUGAAUGAAGAGUUCAUGUUUCAAGAAACAUGGUAUUGACUCACCAGUUUCCAGUCAUGGCCAAAUGUUAAAUACAAGUCUCAAUAAAGUGAAUUUUUCCUGCAAAUGUUGAAUACAUCUUAUUUAAAAGUAUUGUUUUAUUUAAAUAGGCUUUUGAGUACUCAAAGCCUCAGCUAGCAGUACAGUUUCUGGAUUCUGUUAAUAGAAAAGAAACUGUUAAUAGUUUCUUUUCUCAUAAAUUCAUUGUAAGAGUGCUGUAUGUAGAAAAAUCAAGGUAUGAGUCAGGUUUUAUAUUUAUGAUGUAUUAAUAAAACAAUGUGACUUCACAGCUUGCACUAAGUCACAGAGAUAUUACCAAAUCUUGGAAGAUGAGAUUCUAGCU